Messenger RNA from Brenthis ino (lesser marbled fritillary), 615 nucleotides. Lineage: Eukaryota; Metazoa; Arthropoda; Insecta; Lepidoptera; Nymphalidae. The record is from the annotation of a GenBank genome assembly.
AUGAAGACUAACACACACUUAUCUGGUUAUGACAUAAUCAGGCAGCGCCAGGUGGAUAUGGUAGCGGAGGUGGAGGUGGAGGUGGAGGCGGAAGUGGAGGUGGCUAUGGCGGCGGACAAGGUGGAGGCUAUGGAAGCGGCGGUGGUGGUGGCUUCGGAGGAGGUAGUGGAGGUGGCGGCGGCUUUGGCGGUGGCAAAGGAGGCGGUGGUGGACUUGGCGGUGGCAAUGGAGGAAGCAUUGGAGGUGGCAGCGGAUUUAGCGGUGGCAAAGGAGGCGGCUCUGGACUUGGUGGUGGCAACGGAGGAGGCAUUGGAGGUGGCGGCGGCUAUGGCGGUGGCAAAGGAGGCGGUGGUGGAUUUGGCGGUGGCAACGGAGGAGGCAUCGGAGGUGGCGGCGGCUUUGACGGUGGCAACGGUGGCGGUGGUGGACAUAGCGGUGGUGGAUAUGGUAGUGGUGGACAUGGCGGCGGAAGCGGUAGCUUGGGCGGUGGACAUGGCGGCGGAAGCGGUGGUAUCGGCGGUGGAUACGGUGGUGCCAAAGCCCAUUCCAGUGCCAGUGCCAGUGCGGGAGGGGGUGGUUACGGCGGACAUAAUGGUGGAUACGGACGCUAAGUCA